Molecule: messenger RNA, 4806 nt
Organism: Podarcis raffonei (Aeolian wall lizard)
Lineage: Eukaryota; Metazoa; Chordata; Lepidosauria; Squamata; Lacertidae
Gene: TBL1X
Product: transducin beta like 1 X-linked
Exons: 17
Coding region: 704-2284 (526 amino acids)
Biological process (GO): regulation of transcription by RNA polymerase II
Cellular component (GO): histone deacetylase complex
Molecular function (GO): protein binding; transcription corepressor activity
Source: RefSeq, a predicted model, not a curated record
GCCCUACAACUGCUUAUGAAGUAGCGAGCGGCGGCGGCAGCAGCAGCAGCACCUCCUGACCGCCAUUCCGCACCCAGAAAAAAAAACUUUCCAUUGCCCUCGCCCCACUCCCUCCCAGGGAACUUCCUCUGGGGCCCCGCUGCCCGGUUGUGUGUGUGUAUUGUGCGCGCGCUUGUGUGUGUGGUGUAUAUGUGGAGCAGCAGCAGCAGCAGGAGAAACAGGGAGAGCCGGGCGCGCGAGGGCUGCCGGAGCUUUGCCGCCGCCGCCGCCGUCGUCGCCGGCCUGCACGCUUUCGGGACCUGGGCAGAGCCGGAGAGGAGUGCCAGUCCUGCCGCCGCCGCCGCCACCAUGGAGUGCAAGUGAGAGAGGAAGUCCGCCCGCCUUAUGUGUGCUUUUGCAGAAGUUGAGGCUUCCCCGCUGUUGCUGCCCGGAGCGCGAGCGGGGCCUUCGGCGCGCGCCCACCGAGGGUAUCAAAAGAGAGAAAGCUGGCCUGAAGUGAAAUUGGGGAAAGCUGGGGAUUUGACAGCAUCCCCUCCUCCCCCAGAAUUUCUCCAUUGUCGAAUGUAGAGAUCUCCAUGGUAACUCAAACCCCCAACCUCUUCUCAGCAGCCUGCAAGAAGCAGUUUUCAACAGCUCAGAGGUCUCACGACCAGAGCGUGGAUCACACUUCUUGCAGACCUCAUCAUAUUGAGGUGGGGCUAAGAUGAGCAUAACCAGUGACGAAGUGAAUUUCUUGGUGUAUCGCUAUCUUCAGGAGUCAGGUUUCUCCCAUUCAGCCUUCACAUUUGGAAUAGAGAGUCAUAUUAGCCAAUCCAACAUCAAUGGGACACUAGUGCCACCUGCUGCCCUCAUCUCCAUACUUCAGAAAGGCCUGCAGUAUGUGGAAGCAGAGAUCAGCAUCAAUGAGGACGGCACAGUGUUUGACGGCAGGCCUAUAGAGUCGCUAUCGUUGAUAGACGCAGUAAUGCCUGACGUAGUACAGACUCGGCAGCAGGCUUUGCGGGAGAAAUUAGCUCAACAGCAAGCUAGCACGGCACCAGUCACAGCGCCGGCCACCACGGCCACCACAGCUUCUACAGCAACGACAACUGCUGUCCCUCAGCAGAACACACCAAAGAAUGGAGAAGCCACUGUGAAUGGAGAGGAGAAUGGGGCACAUGCAAUAAAUAAUCAUUCAAAGCCAAUGGAAAUUGAUGGGGAUGUUGAAAUUCCUUCUAACAAAGCAACAGUUCUCCGGGGUCAUGAAUCAGAGGUGUUCAUCUGUGCCUGGAAUCCUGUCAGUGAUCUGCUAGCAUCAGGAUCUGGUGACUCUACGGCCAGAAUAUGGAAUCUAAAUGAGAACAGUAAUGGUAGUUCCACUCAACUCGUUUUGAGGCACUGCAUAAGAGAAGGAGGACAUGAUGUUCCCAGCAAUAAGGAUGUAACAUCGUUGGACUGGAAUACCGAUGGGACGCUGUUGGCUACAGGAUCAUAUGAUGGUUUUGCAAGAAUAUGGACAGAAGAUGGAAAUCUUGCAAGCACCUUAGGUCAACAUAAAGGGCCCAUCUUUGCUCUGAAGUGGAACAAAAAGGGAAAUUACAUCUUAAGUGCUGGAGUUGAUAAAACGACAAUAAUUUGGGAUGCUCAUACAGGAGAAGCUAAACAGCAGUUCCCUUUCCACUCAGCCCCUGCUCUGGAUGUAGACUGGCAGAACAACACUACUUUUGCAUCCUGCAGCACGGACAUGUGCAUACAUGUAUGCAGACUAGGCUGUGAUCGUCCAGUCAAAACUUUUCAAGGCCAUACGAAUGAGGUCAAUGCUAUCAAAUGGGAUCCUUCUGGGAUGCUUCUAGCGUCGUGCUCAGAUGAUAUGACAUUAAAGAUUUGGAGUAUGAAGCAAGAUGUGUGUGUACAUGACCUUCAGGCACAUAACAAAGAGAUUUAUACUAUCAAAUGGAGUCCGACGGGACCAGGGACCAACAACCCAAACUCUAAUAUUAUGUUGGCAAGUGCUUCAUUCGACUCUACUGUUCGGUUGUGGGACGUCGAAAGAGGAGUCUGCACUCACAUGUUAACCAAACAUCAAGAGCCUGUCUACAGCGUAGCUUUUAGUCCUGACGGAAAAUACUUGGCCAGUGGCUCCUUUGACAAGUGUGUCCAUAUAUGGAACACUCAGAAUGGAACUCUAGUACAUAGCUACAGAGGCACUGGGGGAAUAUUUGAAGUCUGCUGGAAUGCUAAAGGAGACAAAGUGGGGGCUAGUGCAUCAGAUGGAUCGGUUUGUGUUCUAGACCUGCGAAAGUAAAUGUUUUAGAAGAAAAUUUGCAAAUGGACCAGCAUUGAAUGUGUGGGUAGAAGCACUCUUCAAAACUAUUUUUUAACAUCUCUAGAACUGCAAGAACAGGGGGAAACAAACAGAAACUGGGCGGGGGGGGACCCCAGAGUGUACAACAAAGGCAACUCUCCCAGGCGGCAGAAGCCUGCAAAAUGUUUUGUCCAUAGCCUUCACCGUGGAGUUAAGACACAAUCACGUAGGGGGAGGGGUUGGGGAUGGUUUCCACCUGGAACCUUCAGCCUUUGGAAGCAAGAGGCCACCACCGGCUAAGACCCCGUAGCGUUUGGUUUGGGUCUCUGAGAACUCGCUCUGAUGGCUGCAGAAAAGAAGAGGAAAAGCUGUGCCAAAAAUGAUAAUAAUAAUAAUUAAAAAAAAGAAAACCUAUAAAGCAAAAUGCUUUGAUAAACCAAAAUGGGGAGAGAGAGAGAGAGAGGGAAAAAAAAGAAUCCUCCUCCAUGUCGUCUUGUAUUUUUUUCCCUUCCAAUCUGGACACUACCGUUGCUCUCCCAAAGGACAUUCAAAGACCAGUUUGUACUGAUGACACACACAACUUUGUAAUCACAACACUUUCUAUUUUCUAGACUACUUUUAUUUGUUCAAUGGGUUUCCCCCCUCCCCACCCCCCCUUUCAGCUGGAAUAUGAUAGCCUUUGAGGAUCACAGGCAUAGUAGGUUUGAACUGAAUUUCUUUUCUUUCUUUAUUGUGCCCAUGUUUUUGUUCGUCUGUUUUGUUUUGCUUUUUUCCGUUGGUGCCCGCCGAAAAUGCAGCCAGGUGGGCAAAAUGAAAAGUUUUAACAGACUUUUUCUCUCCCCUUCUUUCUGCUCCCCCCCCCACCUGCCUCUUCCGCUCUUGUCUCUUCUCUCCCAGCUUCUUCUUUCUCUUAAUACUUCCACGCUUCAGAUCUUAGGGUCUCAAGGGCACUUUCAACAAAUUGUGUAAUAAGUGCUUUAUGUAAGAAUGCAAUGCCGGGAACGCUUUUUACAGGAGAAAGAUGACUUUUUAGGAAAAGAAAGAACCCAGUGUAUUUUUGGAAAAAAAAGAGAAGUAUUUUUUAUGUUAAAACACAAUUUUAGAAGCUUAAAAUCUCUACCAGAUGUAGACUGGAUUGUGUUACUCAUUCAGAACAAAAAACCCCCAAUUUGAAUGGAAUCUGAUACAGAUUUAAAGAUGCAGUAUCCCUUUUAUUUCCUCAUGAAAGGCGAUUUGCUAAAACAAAGAAACAAAAAAGAAACCAGGCAUUGCUUCUCUUGUAAAAUAUAAUCUUAUUAAAGGGGGGGGGAAAUAUCUUGCAUGUUUUUAAUUUAAUUGACAAGUCUUAGUGAUGUCAAUUAUGUCACAUUAUUUCAGAAGGUUAGAGUUUUAAAAAUAGAUACUUCUUUUCUGAGUCAUAUAUCCAGAUAACUCUCAACAUUAAAAAAAAAAAUUCCCACAUUUCUUGCAGAAAAUAUUUCCACGUUGAAUAAUGCCCAAUUCUGCCAUUUUAUUCAAAAUGGGUAAUUGUUUUUAUUUUUAUUCUGAGUAAUAAGUCUAGUGUUUCACAGAGUGUAGAGAAAACUUUGCUAUUUGCUGACUAUUUCUGUUUACAAAUACUGCUAAGUUGGGGAGAUCUGCAGUGGGUUCACUUUUUUAAACUGCUGCUCAACUGCCCAAGGUAUUAAAUAGCUGCAAACCGACCCCUAUUUAACUAGCAGUAAGUCCCAUUUAACCCAGUGGGACUUGUAUCUGAGUAAUGUAGACAUGCAUAGGAUUGCACUGUAAUAAGAUUAGACUGGUUUAAGCCAACAAAUAGCUUUUGGAAUUUUGAAAGAGCUAAUCCUUUCUCCACAAACAUUUCUGACAUAUUACAUAAAUUGCCUCUGGAGACACUUAGCACCCUGAAUUGACCAGCAAGCUGCCAGGGAGAGAGGGAUACUGCAUCUUUAACUUGGUAUACACUGGGUUCCUUAUAUGGGGCCUCAAAAAGCCCAGUAUUUCUAGGGUUCAAUGCAUAUUAGUCCCCCAAGACAUAUAUGAGAUUGCAUUUUUAUUUUUUAUUUUAAAAACUAACUUUAGAGCCAAGUGAAGUGCACUUUGUCAAAUGUAAGGGUUGUUUUUUUGUGGGGGGGUGUUCUACUUUGUCCUUGUUUCAUUCUCUUGUUUUCUUUUUUGCCUUCUAAAAAAAUGCGGUUCUUUGUCAAUUGCAGAAUUGUUACUUCAGCCACUCACGGAUUAAGUCUGAAUUCUGGCUUCUGAAGUUUUAUUGUCUGUGUCAGACUUGAAGCCGGGCUUGGUUCUCAUUUCAGCAUUUCCCCGGGUUCUGUUGAAUCAACAUCUCCCCUCACCCCGUUUUGUCUGUACACCCACUCCCCUCUUAUAAACACACACACAUACACACAAACCCGCACUCUCUUUCAGCAAAUCACCUUGUGUGUUGUAGUUUGUUUGUUUCAAGGAGAGAAUCAACAGAUCAUAUUCAGUGUCUUGAAUAAAUUGCUAUAUUUUGAUAUUAGAAA